CCAUUGAGUACUAAGUAUUAACCCUUUGAAACUUUCUACUUCUCACCUCCACCCCAAUACUGUUUGAAACUUUCGGCCGCCCAAAGAAUACGUUUAACGGCCGCAAAACCCCAAAACCACCGUUUUCAAAUCCAACUCCAAGGUGUUACUGCCGAAAUGUAUCUCUACGCUCCUCAAUCCGUCUCCGUCAAAUUCUCAGCAAUCCCUUGUUUCGGUUCGUCUCGGCGGGACUUCAAAAUUCCCGCUAUUUCCAUGUCUGCAAUUGAAGUCUCCGCUCACAUUCCGGCAGCCCCCAUUUUUCUUCCGGAAGGACCUUGGAAGCAGAUUCCCGGCGGAGUUACAGCUGCAGAAGGAUUCAAAGCUUCCGGAUUGUAUGGCGGUCUUCGUGCCAAAGGGGACAAGCCUGAUCUUGCGCUUGUCACUUGUGAUGUUGAUGCCACUUCUGCUGGAUCGUUUACCACGAAUGUGGUAGCAGCUGCGCCGGUAUUGUAUUGCAAAUCUGUAUUAAAGACUUCAGAAAUGGCACGAGCAGUUUUGAUCAAUGCUGGUCAAGCCAAUGCAGCAACGGGUGAUGCGGGAUAUCAAGAUGUAAUAGAGUGCUCCAGCAGCCUUGCUAAGCUGCUUCAUUUGAGACAAGAGGAAGUGCUGAUUGAAUCCACUGGUGUGAUUGGUCAAAGGAUAAAGAAGGAAGCACUUCUAAAAUCUCUUCCAAAACUGGUUAAUUCACUGUCAUCGUCAACUGAUGGGGCAAAUGCUGCAGCAGUGGCAAUCACAACAACCGACCUCGUUAGCAAGAGUGUGGCAAUUCAGUCUCAGGUUGGAGGGACAAAUAUAAGAGUUGGGGGAAUGGCAAAAGGUUCCGGGAUGAUCCACCCAAAUAUGGCUACCAUGCUGGGAGUAGUAACAACCGAUGCAAUGGUUAGCAGUGAUGUUUGGAGAAAAAUGGUUCAAAUUGCUGUCAACCGAAGCUUCAACCAAAUAACAGUAGAUGGAGAUACAAGCACCAAUGAUACUGUCAUUGCGUUAGCUAGUGGACUAUCUGGAACCAAGAUAUCUUCCUACAACAGUAACGACGCAGUCCAACUUCAAGCAUGCCUUGAUGUGGUAAUGCAAGGUCUUGCCAAAUCAAUUGCUUGGGACGGAGAAGGAGCAACCUGCUUAAUUGAGGUCACAGUGACUGGUGCAGACAAUGAGGCUGAAGCAGCAAAAAUAGCACGGUCGGUGGCAUCUUCUUCACUAGUAAAGGCUGCAAUAUAUGGCAGAGACCCAAACUGGGGGCGCAUCGCUGCUGCUGCAGGCUAUGCAGGGAUACCUUUCGACCAAAGCAAGCUCCAAGUAUUACUAGGGGAUAUUCUGCUCAUGGAUGGUGGGGAGCCACAAUUAUUUGACAGGAGUUCGGCUAGUAACUACCUCAAGAAGGCUGGUGAGAUCCACGGCACAGUUGUAAUUAGUGUAUCCGUAGGUGAUGGCCCGGGACGAGGUCAAGCAUGGGGUUGUGACCUAAGUUACGAUUAUGUUAAAAUUAAUGCCGAGUACACAACAUAAAGUGCUCAUUUCGUCAUUGUGCAACCCCAACUGGAAUUUCAAAUGAGAUUAUUCAGGCUGUUAACUCUUCAA
Messenger RNA from Pyrus x bretschneideri (Chinese white pear), 1617 nucleotides. Its product is annotated as arginine biosynthesis bifunctional protein ArgJ, chloroplastic-like. Gene Ontology annotation, molecular function: L-glutamate N-acetyltransferase activity, acting on acetyl-L-ornithine as donor; L-glutamate N-acetyltransferase activity, acting on acetyl-CoA as donor. NCBI's taxonomy places the organism in Eukaryota, Viridiplantae, Streptophyta, Magnoliopsida, Rosales, Rosaceae. The record is from RefSeq and is a predicted model, not a curated record. The coding region runs from base 157 to 1545 and encodes 462 amino acids. Gene Ontology annotation, biological process: L-ornithine biosynthetic process; L-arginine biosynthetic process. The transcript has 16 exons.